AUGAUUGUACCCCCAGCCAAGUUCAUUGACCUUGUUACAAAGGUUGUCGAUACCACGGAAUGGCCAUUACCACAAGUUGACAAUACUAUACCUAAAUUCAACUAUGAAGUUAUUAAAGUUAGCAAACAAGUGUCGCAAAUACUUGUCCAUCAAUUGAAACUCGCACCUAUUGAAGUUGAUUUUCAUCCUAAGUUUGAGUCUGUUAUUGUUGCUGAAAAGUACUAUGUUAAUUGCAACUUUGAAUCAAAUGAAGGUGAAAUCCUGUGGGAUUCGUACCUUGAACAGAUUGCUUCUGGCCAAGUAUGUCGACCAGUACCAACACCACUGCUCAGCUUACAGCACAUGCCGCAUAGAGAUUUUGGAUUCUUGGAAGAGCCUAUCCUAGAGUAUUUCGCUGGCAAACACGAUAACAAGCUUGAACCAUUGCAGCUUAAAUCCAUCUCGAAUAAUAUUUUUGUUCCUGUGCCUAUAAUUUUACAGCCACAACCGACUCCUAGGGAGCCAAGUUUAUCAGUAUGGGAAUGUAAUGAUAAGAUAAGCUUGUUUGGCAUAAUUGAAGAACAACCUGAUUCCAAAUUACCUCCUUCUGAACCCGAUAUUCUAACCCUAUUGCCUGAACAACAUAACUUAGUCACCAAGUAUUCUAUUGGACUUAGUUUCCCAACAAUUAUUCCAAAUAAAGGAGACCAGUUGUUUGAAUUCGACUUCCCUAAUUGGGAGGAACCAAACGUGACUCAGCACUACGAUACUCAUGAUAUAAAUAUGUUUUUAUUCGAACGUGAACCAAUCCAUAGUAGAAAGUAUAUGGUACAACCAAUAGCAACUGCCAACCCAAAGGAAAACAAACCAGCUGAAUAUUUCCUACAAUUGUAUCUGGAAAAACACUAUAAUACCAACUUAUGGCAUUUGAACAAGUAUCAGCUCAUUGUUGAAAUGGAAUGGAAGCCAAUAAUCACUGAUAUCAAAACUUUGCAAAGUCACUUUCUUGUUGAGCACCUUGAUUCUAAAAUCGAUGCUCAGUUGGAACAAUUUGCCACUGUCGAUGAUAUCAAGUUGGAUCCAUGUGUCACUGAAAAUACUUUUGUUUUGGAUUACCCUCAAUUGCAAGAACAAUCAACAACUACACAACUUGAACUUGAUAAUGGAACGACAAACUUGGCAACUUAUCACGAUGAUACUGAUGCAUUGGUGAAGUUGGUGGCAACAAAGAAACGCAAAUUGAAUUCAAAAGUGGUUGAUAUACCUCAAGAACUUGCCUUGUUACUGUUUCUACGCCCCAAAGAGAAAAGGGAAGAGGUAGAUGACAAGGAAGAAGCUCAGGAUAAAAAGGAAGCUAAAGAGGAUACAUCCACAGAGUCAAAAAUUCCCCAAUACAGUGUCUUUUUCGACUCAUCGUUCUCCGAAUCAACCAAAAACUAUCAAUUCCCAUCUAAUCAAUACAUUGCAUUAUCACAAUCAUUCUGGAACAAGGACUACACAACAGCCAGGAGCUUGAGUGAAAAACUUGGUGUUAUUGAAGUCAAGUUUAGUCAUGCUGUUGACAUCGUCAUUAACGCAACUUCAGCAAUCUACAUAACCCCAGCUGAUUUACUAAUCCAAGGCGAUGGAAAAUCAACCGAAUUCUUAAUCCUUCAAGAGCUAUUAACCAUGAAGCAACAUUUCCAUAAGUUAUACAUUGUUUCUGUUGUCAAUACCCCUUCUUUUGUUGAAUACGCGGGUAUCAAGUUGCAAACAUUACAACUCAUCUGUCUUGCCAUUAAUAUCAAGCUCCUAUUUGUCUCCAAAGAAGAUAUUUUGCUCUGGUUAUUAGAAGUAAUCGAACUGGAACCACGACAAUUGAUCGAUGAGCCAAUAGAUUUGGAAAAUCAACAAUAUGGAUUGUUGUGUGAAUGUGGAUUAACGUAUUUUCAAGCAAGAGAGAUUUUGAAGAUGACUUCGCUUGAGAAAUUUAUUGCUAGUAGUGUAGAUGAAAAAUUGAAAAAGUUUAAAGAGUUGGUGACUCCUGAACUAUUGUGUAAGCUUGAUUUUACAUUUCUGGAGGAGAUAUGCUAA
Lodderomyces orthopsilosis Co 90-125 is the source of this 2052-nucleotide messenger RNA. RefSeq lists its product as uncharacterized. The record is from RefSeq and is a predicted model, not a curated record. The coding region runs from base 1 to 2052 and encodes 683 amino acids. The transcript has 2 exons. NCBI's taxonomy places the organism in Eukaryota, Fungi, Ascomycota, Pichiomycetes, Serinales, Debaryomycetaceae.